Molecule: messenger RNA, 933 nt
Organism: Mus musculus (house mouse)
Lineage: Eukaryota; Metazoa; Chordata; Mammalia; Rodentia; Muridae
Gene: Or11n2
Product: olfactory receptor family 11 subfamily N member 2
Exons: 1
Coding region: 1-933 (310 amino acids)
Biological process (GO): G protein-coupled receptor signaling pathway; detection of chemical stimulus involved in sensory perception of smell; signal transduction
Cellular component (GO): membrane; plasma membrane
Molecular function (GO): olfactory receptor activity; G protein-coupled receptor activity
Source: RefSeq, marked provisional
AUGACUCAAAUUUCAGAAAUUAUUCUUUUGGGUUUUGGAGAUCUCCAUGGCCUUCAGUUUCUUCUUUUUGGGCUAUUUCUAGCCAUUUAUGUUAUGACUCUCCUGGGUAACAUUGUAAUUCUCACCGUAGUAUCCACUGAUUGCUCCCUUCACACACCCAUGUAUUUCUUUCUUGGCCACUUCUCCUUCCUAGAGAUCAGCUACACCACAACAAUUGAGCCUGUAAUGCUGUGGACAUUGUUAUCGGCUCAUGUGCCUAUCUCCUUGCCAGCCUGUGCUUGUCAGUUUUACUUUUUUGCAUCUUUGGUGGCAACAGAAUGCUUCCUCCUUGCUGUAAUGUCUUAUGAUAGAUACAUAGCCAUUUGUAACCCACUACACUAUUCCAGUAUCAUGGACUCCUGGGGUUGUUUCCAGCUAGCAUUGGCCUCUUGGUUGGCUGGAUUUCUGGCACCUAUCUUACUCAUGAUCUUGAUUUUUCGCUUAACAUUUUGUUCUGCCAAUGAGAUUGACCACUUCUUCUGUGAUUUGAAGCCCAUCAUGAAACUGGCCUGCACUAAUACUCAAGUAGCUGAAAUGACUUCUUUUAUAUGUACCUCAUUAUUCGCUCUUGGUCCCUUCAUACUGACCUUGGCUUCCUAUAUUCACAUCAUUUGCACCAUUCUGAGGAUCCCUUCGACCACAGGGAAGCAGAGGGCUUUCUCCACCUGUUCAUCUCACCUUAUAGUGGUCAGUCUUUAUUAUGGGACUCUGGGCAUUGUCUAUGGCUUCCCAUCAAUGCCUCAAUAUGAAAGUAUAUUGAAGUUGCUUUCUCUUCUGUAUACAGUGUUUACCCCUGCUGCCAAUCCUAUCAUUUACACCCUAAGGAACAAGGAUGUGAAGGUAGCUCUGAGAAAAUUGACACAAUGGCAUACAUACCUGGUCAAAGAAGGCUAA